CCUUGCAAGAUACCAUGGGAAUUGUCCUGACAGUUUUAUCUGUCACUGGGGCAACACUGACAACAACUGUUCUGGCUGCUUUUUUCCAUCAUCGUGACACACCCAUCGUGCGGGCUAACAACUCAGAGCUGAGCUUCCUGCUAUUGGUGUCGCUCACCCUCUGCUUCCUGUGCGCACUAGUUUUCAUUGGCCGCCCUGCACCAUGGAACUGCAUGCUACGUCACACCCUGUUUGGAGUGAGCUUUGUGAUCUGCAUCGCCUGCGUCCUUAGUAAGACUGUGGUAGUGCUGGUGGCUUUUCGGGCCACUCUACCUGGAUCUAACCUGAUGCAGUACUUUGGGCCCAUCCAGCAGAGGACAGGCAUUUUCCUUUGCACGAUGGUUCAGAUUGUCAUAUGUUUGCUGUGGCUGCUGAUGGCUCCCCCUCUGCCCACAGAGAGUGCAGGUGAGCUUGGUGCUCGAGUGAUCCUGCAGUGCACAGUGGGAUCUGUAGUGGGGUUUGUACUGGUGCUGGGGUACAUCGGCCUGUUAGCAGUGGUCUGCUUCCUGCUGGCCUUCUUUGCUCGAAAGCUCCCAGACAAUUUCAAUGAGGCUAAAUUCAUUACUUUCAGCAUGCUGAUCUUCUGUGCUGUGUGGAUUGCAUUUGUGCCGGCGUACGUCAGCUCACCGGGGAAGUACACAGUGGCUGUGGAGAUUUUCGCCAUUUUGGCUUCCAGUUACGGCCUGUUGCUGUGUAUAUUCACCCCAAAAUGUUACAUCAUUCUGCUUAAACCUGAGAAAAAUACAAAAAAGAACAUGAUGACCAGAUAA
Messenger RNA from Ctenopharyngodon idella (grass carp), 809 nucleotides. RefSeq names its product vomeronasal type-2 receptor 26-like. Lineage: Eukaryota; Metazoa; Chordata; Actinopteri; Cypriniformes; Xenocyprididae. Gene Ontology annotation, cellular component: membrane. The transcript has a single exon. The record is from RefSeq and is a predicted model, not a curated record. Gene Ontology annotation, biological process: G protein-coupled receptor signaling pathway. Gene Ontology annotation, molecular function: G protein-coupled receptor activity. The coding region runs from base 15 to 809 and encodes 264 amino acids.